AUGCGUAAACAAGUGUCUCGUUCCGGGAAUGAGACGGCGAACAAAGACAUCGUGUAUGUGCAGGGCAUAAACACCGCGAAGAAGAACGACAACAAUGUGGCUGUGGCGAGCACAGACACCGCGAAAGACAACGACACAUCUGGGCGGGGCACAGACAGCGCGCAGGUCAGACCUGCAGCGGAGGAAGUCGUGUUGAAUAGGUUAUUCAACACGCAAGCACUGGACUUUGUCCAGCGCCGACAAGCCGUCAUACGGUUUGUCCAGGACGCUAUUGCAGCUUCUGCGAAUAAACAGAAGCUGAAUGCAGACAAUGUCGGCACAAACAACACAAAUGAAUUCAAAAAGGAUUCGUUAGUUCUAUUAGCGGCACAGGCCCUGCCUAGACAUGCCGUUUUGGAUUUCGGAGCAAGUAAGCUUGCUCCGUGCUUCAUCGGUCCGUUCAUGGUGCUUGAACGGCAUGGCAACGCGUAUACUUGGAGCCUUGAGCAAAAGCGCUCGUCUUCUCGGUCUCAACUUCGACCACGUCAUGCCUCGCGGUUCUGCGGAGGGCGGUGCGAAAGCACCCGCCAAGCUGCUGUCCGAAAGGCACACGACAAGAGCUCUAAGCGUUAUAGCAAAGGCUCGGCACUCAAGGGGGCUACUAAGGUAGCCUCCGAGGCGGUUGAUGCAUCGGGUGACUCGGUUGCGAGCAAGCGGCAAAGCUCACACCGUAGUCGAUCGCCCUCAAUGUCCCCAGACGACCGUCCGAACCCACGGUUUGCGUGCCGUGCGUACAGUCAUGAUUCUGAGGACGAGGCCAAGGCCCGGAGCUUCCACAGUGUCCUGCACUCGCUCGCUAGUGAUCUCGUUGAUCACGAGUCAAAGACGCCUGAGUGCUCUGAGAGCCAUGCCGACGAGGCGAAGGGCUCACCCAAUGCUGGCGGCGACGAGGGGGCAAACCUCCCGAAGAACCUUUCGCUCGCCGAGGGCUUUGAUCGUACUCAGGCUGCUAAAGCCACAGAGGACAAGCACUCUAGGAAGCGCAUGGCUUCUAGGUCUCUACUCCGCGAGGGGAAGGAGACCCGUCCGUACUCCUCGAUAUUCGACUGA
Phytophthora nicotianae INRA-310 is the source of this 1089-nucleotide messenger RNA. RefSeq lists its product as hypothetical. Lineage: Eukaryota; Oomycota; Peronosporomycetes; Peronosporales; Peronosporaceae. The transcript has 3 exons. Bases 1 to 1089 code for a protein of 362 amino acids. The record is from RefSeq and is a predicted model, not a curated record.